AGUGACCAUUAUAGUCAUAACCCGCAUCGUGGAAGCAAAAGCUUCGUUCAUGCGGACGCGACUAUUGUGUACUACACUAGUUAAUCUCCUACAACUGUAGUUACUUGUCGUUGAACUUGACAACUUCACCGAUUGCAAUUGUUGUCGAUCCAUCUGAUACUCCUUUUCAUUUAUGGUAAUUGCUCGUCUUCCAGUGGUAGUUGUUUUUCUCUCUUAGGGCUAGCAGACAGCAGGGUCGGAGAGAGAAAACCACCAUGACGUUCGACAUGGAGCUCGGGUUCCCCGCGGUGGCGGAGCGUGGCCGGCGGUUCGAGAUUUUGAUCCAGGACGGUGCCAUAGCAGUACCCGGAGCCCAUACCGAUGUCGAGCGUCUCUACGGGGACCGAGUUACGCGCCAUAGCCUGGUGCUGCAGGUCCCAAACAUAACCAUCUGGCAACUCACUUCCGGGCAACCAAGCAGCUCGGGCAUAGAACUCGAGGGAAUCGGUACUGAGUUGGAUAAUUUCUUCGUGCUUGUUUUUUUACCACUUGUCUAAGUUGACACGUUUUGCAUUUUUUCUUGUUCUGUUGUGGCCGCGGAAUGCAAGAAUGAAGAUUUUUAACAACGCUUGUCCACCACCCUUAGAAGUGGCCAAUAUCGAUCGGAACAUUAAGUACCGUUACCGAUUCGAUACGACUAGAACAUACUUCACUCUCACUAAAAAAAUCGCCUCAGCUACCUUCGAGCGUCUGGAGGUUGGUGCGCAAGGGGUUUCCGCCGAAGUCCGCCGCGGGAAGAACAACGCGCUCUUCAUUGACCUGACCGGCUUCGAUAACCUCUCUGCGGGGGAUCUACUGUCUCUGAAACACCGUGGGUAUUUCCCGGUCCCGCUCAUCCUUUACUACACCAGUGACCACGACGCCGAGCUCAGUAAGGCGCGCAACAGUACAGCCAGAAGUUCUUCUCGAAGUAAGCGAAAGACCACUGCCAGCGUCGAUGACGACGAGUGGGAAAUGGUGCAGAAACUGCACCCCAUUCACCUCGAGGCUUUCGUGCACAUGGAUUGCCGCGUGCCGACAAACGGGGACCACCCGGACGUCGCCUGGUACCGCGGUGAGUUAGACCGCCAGAUUCCGCGACUCCGCAGCGCGCACACGGCUUUGGUGGCGGAGCACAAGAAAAGGAAAGCGGAGGAAGAGAAGAAGCAAAGACUAAGAGACCGGCAAAUGCUGGAAGAAGAGGAAAGAAAGGCCACUAUGUACGAAGAGGAACAGAAAAGGUACGAAUCAAUAUCAAUUUAUUUUACGCAUAAGUACUUUUUACCAGAGUCAAUGCUGUGUGAUGUUCCUUUUCCGCAUCUGUCUGUCGUGAUUUUUCUCGAGUUGGUUGUUUGGCUCAUCUUACUUCGCAAUGAUACGCUCUGCGACCACGACGACUCCACGUGAACAUUCGCAUCGCUGCAUGAUGCAUUCAUUUUAUCGCCCGAGUGUGACCACAUCUUCAAAAACUCAAUCAGGUUGGCCGCGAUGCACGUGAAGCGUCAGAGUCAGUUGGCGGAGAUAUAUGCGGAGCAGCAGCGUACUGGUGAGAUCGUGCCGACGCCGCGGACCGGAAACACUGGCGUCAACUACGGAAACCAUGGAUCCUUGCAGAUUAUGACGCCGCGGCUGCCCUCGUCGGGCUCCUCGUCUUCCAUAAGAACGCUCAGCGUGCGGGGCGCUUCGCGCCACAUCGACAAGGUGUCGGUCAACAAAAUCGAUCUGGCCGAAGUGAAAAGUCUGGACUUCAGAAAUCCAGGGCCGAUCUUGCACAUCAGUAUAAUCUUCUUGUUCACCCUUAGUUCCUUGUUGCUUUCGUCACGUUUUCAUCUUUGUUGAAAUCGAUCUAGAAUAGAGACUUGUUCUAUGUUGUACUAACACGUCUUAGCGACAUACAAUUCCAAUUGCUACGCAGUACUAGCAAGGCCAAAGGACGAUGAUGUAGAUCAUGCACUGUUAUAAAAAUUUCGCUCAUUGAAACCACACGACCAGGUCACACGCCACUCGCGGGUGAUAACGAACCUAUUCUUGACUCGCCGAAACUCGAGCCGGAGCGGAUGUUUUACAUGAAGCGUGACAUCGUGGAGCACCAGUUGCGGGCGUUGAAGCCCACCUCUGACCUGGAGGACGAGAUUGCGCUGUUGAAGCUUCGCAUCCUGAAGCAGCUGAUUUUCAAGAAGGCGCACGAGAUUUUGGGUACGACGCACGAGGAGCGCGAGGUCUACACCUACUGCGAACUUUUCCCGCGAUUGUGGGAUGUCGUCCCGGAAAACCGGUUUGCGGAGAAGCCGCCAAAGCUGGCCCGCGGCUCCAUGAUCGUGAUGACCAUGAACAUGCUGGCCCGGGGUUUGUCCAGCGGGCCGGCGGGCGACCCGGAACUCCGGUACAUCCCGCCGAAGCCGAAGAUCGUGCACAGCUUCGAGGCACCCGUGCGCACCACCACGCGAUACGGCCGGACCGUGCACGUGGAACGACCGCAGGAGUUUGUGCAGAGCAGUUCUUUGCGGUAUGACACACUGUACGAGGGCGUGAAUCGACCGCACAAGGCCACCUGGGUGGGGGACCAUAGUCCGCGCAUGAUGGGCAUACCGGUGGAGCCCUUGAGUCCGCGGGAGGAUCUCGCCAGAGGGGGGUUGUUGCUGCGCAGAGGAGCAGGAGCAGGUGGCGCAGCUGCAACUACCGGAGGAGACCACCAUAUCCAUCUGGGCGGCAUUAUGGUACCCACGAUCGGCGACCCAAAUCUGGUUGCACCCCAAGUCAAGACGGAUCAUCUUCACGAGAAUGUGCACAGCGGCCAGCACGUACCGCAUUUAGACUUGCCCGCGCACCUUGCCGAGCCUCCCAUACUAGCGGCGGGCGCAAGCUCGGUUCCGGUGCCACACCACCUGAAGUUUGGCGGCGGUCCCCGGCAGCAGCGCAUCUCGCUCGAGGCGAGCAAUAUGCUACCACCGACCGCGACGCCGCGACCAUUGCAUCCGGCCUUGCAGAAGUUCUCCGGCAGCGCCAGGUUGCAACUCGACCGCACCCGACUGGCAAAGCCGCAGGUUGAGCUUAAGGAAGUGCCGAGUCUGUUGGACCUGAGGGCCAAGAUGAUGGAUGCUGUCACUCCGCGCGACGGAAUGAACUCCAUAGUGCCUCCGCUUAUCAUGCAGCUAGGUGGCGGAACAAACAAGAUGAACGGUACGCGUCCGGGAGCGCCGCAAUGGACGAAGAAUAUUCCGCAGGUCACACCGCGAGGGCUUUCUCCCCGCGAGGUGCAAAUGGUGCAAGGGCCGGCAACUGUCCGGACCUUCGCGGAAGGGUACCACAGGAUGAGCAAGGCAUCACAGUUGUCCUCCAAUCCUCCAGAGGAGGAGAGGUGGAACACCGAGGACCACGAGGAACACGCAUCUGGAUCACUUUCCGAGGACCAUGAUCUGCUUGUCAGCGACAGUACCAGCAAAGACCCGAAGCCCGCCGAACAAGGGGAUAGCAGCGAUGCACUGCAGUCCGAGGAGCAAUGGCAAGACGAAGAGAUUCUCGAAAUUCAGGUGACCAAAGAAAGGUCGGAUGUCGGAACAACUGCCGUAGCUGGUGUCCAACAAACGGCUUCCGCCUCCGCUUCCAGCAGCGCGGCCGCUGCAGCUGCGGCGGUAGAAGAGUCAGUCCCACUCCAGGAUGAGGAUGAGCUGCUUCACGCACAGUCUCCAUCCAUUACCUUCGCUCCCGGACCUGCGCACGAAGAGAUUGUUGAGAUCGAAGCAGCAGAUGCGCCAGAUAGUGCACGUGUGUCCCCGAGGCACAACGACGGGGAACACCAGAGAGAGGCUGAGGACAUGUCGAUUACUUCUCUUUCCGCGGCAUCAAGUCAGAAAGAGCAGCCGCAACAGCCAGCUGUCAACCAGCAGGAGGAUGAACCAGCCGUAGAGGCGCAAAAUUUCGUCGCAGAGGUUCUACCGACAUCAUCUUCGAGCGCUUGUAGCAGUAGUGAUGAAAAGCGGGUAGCGCCUAUAGUUCCCAUGCUGCAGUUGAGCGACUCCAGCCGCAGUCGGCAAACCCCGGCUGGCAGCCCCACCGCGACAAACAGAAAUACUACAGAAUUUGUCUCGCUUGCGGAGGGGCACCACGCCACGCAGAUCGAGGAUCUCGAGCGGCUCGGAUCUGCCGAGCAACUCUACGUCGACUCGGAGGACGACCAGCCGCACACCGCGCGGACCGCGGGCGUGAAGUUUUCCGCGCGCGCGCACUUGGCCUUGGCCCGGGAAAACCCGUGGGUGAAGACGCAUACGCACCACAAGCUCCCACACACCAUUCACAAGCUGCGCAACACCCACUCCGUGCUGGUGCGCCCGCCGAAAUCCCCCGAGGUACCGGAGCGGCCGUUCCAGCCCGACGAGUUCCACGUCAAGCGCACCGAGAUCCUGGCGAGUAGCGCGAUCACGCACGGGCCCUUCAACCACACCAACGAGGUCGCGACCCCGUUCCAGCACAGCAACGUGCUGACCGGGCGCAACACGUACGGGAAGAAUCUAACCCGGGGCGAACUGCUCGGCCCCGAGGCUGCCAUUUUCGCGUGGGAGCUGCGCAAGUUGAAAAUUGUCGAGGAGGUGUUAAGAAACGACCCCACGGUGUUUGCGGUGCAGGAGUGCGACCAAUACCACGACUUUUUGAAGCCGUUCCUGGCCGAACUCGGGUACCAGGGCAUGUUCUGUCCGAAGUCCAACUCCGCGUGCCUGGAGCACGGGUACUACGCGGACGGGGUCGCACUGUUCUGGAAGUACGACGCGUUUGUGCUGAAGGAGAGGUACCGUGGGCUCACGUCCGCCGGGAGCCCCUGCGUGCUGGCUGUGUUAGAGUUUUACGACGGGGACCACAUCGACAAGUCGAUGCACGUCGCGUCGGAAGCCGCGCACCACGGCGGCAACGCCAGUCCCACGAUCGGCGGCUACAUGGUCCCGCAGGACCACAGCGCGAACAUCGAGCACGGUGGCACCAGCCAGGUGGCCAAGCGGGCGCAGCUCGCGUCGCGGAACACCAUCAUCCUGGCCAACGCGGAGGACGGGGACACACCCCGGGUAACCACCCCGCGCAUUAAAGUUUCCUGGUCCAACUCCUUCGGGCCGGAUGUGCAGAGUCCUUUCAACCGCAACGGCUCAACGACCGCGGUGGAACUGCUGCCGGAUACGGAUGAGGACGAGGCGAGCAAGGUGGUGCGGGCGCGACGGGACGGGAAGAGAAGGGUGAUUGAGUACGAGCCGGGCUACAUUCCGCCACGAAAGUCGCACCAAAUUGCGAAGAGAAAGCAAGAGGAGGGCGCCGGCCACUCGACGCCGCAAACGCCGCGGAUGGUAUCGGACAUUGCCGGAAUGAUGUUCGCGAACGCGCGCCCACCUAGGUUGAGUCGCGUGGAUUCCCAGCUUCCGCCCGCGUCCACGCUGUUUUCCCGCACCGCGGAGGAGACCGGCCACUUGCGCUACGGCGUCCAGCCGGUGCACGCGGUCCUGCCCGGAGGGAACACGGUGGAAACCGCGAAAUCCAUCCUGGAUUCGGUGCGCGAGAAGCCGCGGGAGCCAAUUUUGGCGCGCCCGUGCGAGGAAAUUUCGCUGCCAGACUUCGGGACCAUCUUUCAGGGCAGCGUCAAGCACAUUCCGCACAUUGCGGGGGCAGCAGGUGCCGCACCACACUUCCUGGACCAGCCGGCGUUGCCAAGCGUCAAUCUGGGUGCGCCUGCGCAGGCGCCGGCACUACUUGGAAGCAAGACGCCUUCGAAGCACGACGAACACGUGAAGAGUAUUGGCUCGCUGUCAGCGAAGGAGAAGGAGCGGCAGGAAAGGCGGAGCCAGGCCUUUAAGAAGCACAAAAAGGAAUACAUCAUGGUCUGCACCACCCAGCUCCGUGCGGGCAUCAACGAGGAGCUCCGGCGGGUGCAAGUGGAGGCAACCUUGGACCAGAUGGACGUUAUGCGGAUGGCAUUUGAGUCCGAGUACGGCCGCAAACUGGACGGCACGGUGCUGCUGGGGGAUUUGAACUGCAACCCGUUCGACCCCUCCGGUGCGGUGGAGACGGUGCUCCGGUCAGCUGAAAAUUUCCAGUCCGCCUACGAUUUGCCGGGCCGGGCGAAGGAUUUGGUCACGUUCGGGGGCCCCAGUCGGGGCUUGAAGGUGCCGGGAAAAUGCCCGGCGACAACCGUGAAGGCAAGCGGGAAGAAGGACAUGACCGAUUACAUUUUCACCUCCGGCUUCAACUGUAUCUCCCGCCUGUGGAUGCCCUUCGAGGAUGAGGCUGGGGAUGCGGGCACGUCGCUGCCAAGCAAAGCCUACCCCUCGGACCACUUUGCGAUCGCGGCGCAACUGUCUUUUCGAAAAGACAGCCCGAGGACUCCCGCAACCACUCCCCCAAAAAAGAAGCGCAGUAAGCGCGAGGAGGCAAGGCGCUAAGGGGGAGUAAGGCACUCAUAAUCAUGCGCACAGACGUGACUAAGACUACUAUUUUGUGCUUAGAUAGAACGUCUCUUCUUCUUCUAUUCCAUUUCCAUGCAUUGCAAUUGCAUCCAAGAUUAAAGUAUCAUGACAAAGUCGUACAUUCAUUCUCUGGUUUUUUUCGAUUGUACUCAUCCGAGGCAUUAUUGUGAUCCUAGUCACCGAAAAUCAAUUUAUUUUUCAUGAGUUUUGCGUAAGAACAACAUUUUUUUAGUUUACAAUUACAUUUGCACAGUUGAGUUUUAACAUUGUUUUUCGAUUUUGUGGCGUAUUUUUUUCAUAUUUAGUUUAGCAAUUUGAAUUUCAAUUUGAUUUCCAACAUUUACCUUCGAUUGUCUUUUCAUCUUUUUCAUACUCAAUCGGUGCGUAUAUGACCCAGCAGGUUUGAUAUCGCACCAUUUCGAUCAUUUCUACCCCUCUAUGACGUAGUCCGCAUGCCACUUUUCAUGUACAAGAUUUUUGUGCCCCAAUUUUCCCAUUUUCGUAGUUCCACCCCAAAGAACGUUGUGUAUGUUCUAGUCAGAAGCAGCAGAAGUAGAGAAUGUCUAUUUCUGUGUCGCAGUACUACGCGAUAGCGAUAAACAGUGGAUGAAGCACCUAGAACACUUCGUAGUACUACUAGCUCAAUGAAUGCUAGUGUCCUCUGCGGUGCGUAGUUUUAUCUGCUCGACUAUGUACAUGCCAACAAAUGAUAGACAUAGACCAUACACGGUUAACCUUUGAGCUUCGCAGC
Amoebophrya sp. A120 is the source of this 7209-nucleotide messenger RNA. Lineage: Eukaryota; Dinophyceae; Syndiniales; Amoebophryaceae. The record is from the annotation of a GenBank genome assembly.